Molecule: messenger RNA, 1739 nt
Organism: Alligator sinensis (Chinese alligator)
Lineage: Eukaryota; Metazoa; Chordata; Crocodylia; Alligatoridae
Exons: 4
Coding region: 236-568 (110 amino acids)
Source: RefSeq, a predicted model, not a curated record
UACAGCAGAGGAAGAACAGGAAAAAAAAGAAGUGGAGUUAGGGAGCUAGUUUCUUGGUGAAACUGAUACAUCCCUGAUCUCAGUGAAUUACAGCAUAGCUAUUAGACAGAAGUGACAAAGAAAAAAAUAUUCCAAUAUAAACUGGUCCAACGGAGGGGGAAAUAAUCUUCUCUCACUGAGCUCAGAUCCAUUUAAAAAACAAACUAUUAAUCAAUAAAGAAUUAGACAGAGCUCUAUGUCAAGAACUAUGGAAAACAUUAAGGUUCUUUUCCUACUGAUUUUUCUGUGUUCACAGAUUUUCUGUUUUAAAGAAACAGUGCGCAGUUUGGAGGAAGAGCCUUGGACAGCCACAUCCAUGAAGGGUGAGGACUUGCAAAGCAGCCCACUCCAGCGCUUUGCAAAGCUGCUGAAAAGGGGAAAAUUUCAGCACUUCUAUGGCCUGAUGGGAAAACGGGCUAGUGGGGAUCAAGGAGAGAUGUUCAUAGGACUUAUGGGCCGAAGAUCCUCCAGCAGAGAGACGACGCAAGACUGGGACAGCAGCCAGCCACGUCCUAUGUGGGAGCCAUAGCAUGACACUUACUGAGACCAACACCUGCUCCAUUCCUUCACAAGCUCUAGCUUACAGUAAUUAUGCCUGCUCAUUUCUACACACACCCUGAACAUGCAACAUCAGAUGCAUUAUUAUUAGCAGAGAAACACAUUCACGCCACCCGCUCCCCUUCUCUUUGCUGCCAUCUCCUUUUCUCGAACUGCUGCCAUGUAUAAAUGUAUUGUUGUUGCUGUGGAGUCAGUGCUUUCAUUUUUUGGGGGGGGGCACGACAAUCAAUCAGAUGAGCAGGCAAAGUUAGCAUCUUUCUUCCCCUGCCACCAUAGGCAACACAAGCUACCACACCCCUGUGUACUCCUAGGGGCUGUUAACCUGAUAUCUUUCUUUAUUUCCUCACCAAAUCAUUUUUCAGGAUUUCUAGAACUUCUUCAUGUAAAUCUGAGGCUUUAUCAUUUAUUAAAAUUGGAACACAGGAAGGAAAAGCUCACUUUGCAGGCUUUUAAAAUAAUUCUGGUAAUAACCUGAUGUAGGAAGCCAGUUGUUACACAACUGCACCAUUAUUUUAACUCUUUGUAGCUCUUCACCUCCAUUUAGAUGCAUUAUUUGAAGUGUCUACUGUGCGACUAGCACUAUGCAGGCCACACAGGCAGCAUCCUUACAGCUGUCUAUCUACAAAAUUCAGUUAGCCCUUUGGAUCAGACAAGAGACUGAUCUUGUUCUGUGAUGCUUGUUUUCUAUGGCAGCAGCAUUACACGUCACUGGUACAGGAUGUUUUGUUACUCUUUAAGGCCGGAGAAAGCAAUGACAGCACAACUAUUCGGCAGUGCACUAAUCAUCAAGGUCUCAUAUAUUCUCCUUGCUGAUCAAAGCUUUCCUCCUCAAACUGUUGCUUUCCUCUCCAUGGAUUAGCAGAUGAAAAGCUACUGGAUCCCAAUGGCAAUACAGACUAAGUGCAGAGAUGUUCAUCCCAAGCUGAGCUGAAGGAACUCAACUCUACUCGCUCCCUACUGGGAGCGUCUAUGGAGAUGCAGCCAGCACACUUUGAUUAGGUUCUAAUUUGAGUCAGAAAUUGUAGCAAAGGCUCAAAAUCUUUGAGGUCUGUAUUGAACUCCCCACACUUUUGAUCUUCAAAAGACAAAGACUUCACUACCCCAAAUUCUCACAUAGUGCGGAAAGAAGCAGGCCUGGUCAC